AUGUGGGGGGCGGCCGUGCGAGUUGCAAUUAGUGCAAUAUCGUUGACUAGCUUUGUAGUAGCAGACUAUGUACGGGAUUAUUCGGGCUACCAGGUAUGCAGGUUUCAUACUUCAGAAAAGAGCAAUGUCAUUAAAGAUGUGGUGAGCCCGCUGACCAAGGAUUUUGACAUUUGGACCCGAAACGCAGAUUUCAUUGACAUUAGAUUACCGAAGAACGUCGGGGACUUCGAAGGAUGUGAAGUGCUGGUUAACGAUUUAAAUGGGGUUAUCGAGGAUACAUAUCCAGAAAAAAAACACCAGGGAUACGCAGCAGACACCGAGCAGACAUCAUUUGACGCAUUAACUUCUGCAGACUUUUUCUUCCAUGAGUUUCGAGACUUGGAUACCAUCUACACUUGGUUGGAUCUACUGGAGCGCAGCUAUCCGGAUUUGGUCACAAUUGAACUCGUGGGCGAAACUUACGAAGGCAGACAAAUGAAGGCACUGCAUAUAUCAACCAACAAUGUCGAGUCCAAUCCCGACAAGAAAACUAUCAUUAUCAAUGGAGGUAUUCACGCCCGUGAAUGGAUUAGCGUUAGCUCUGUUUGCUGGACCAUUUAUCAGCUAUUGACCAGGUACGGAGUUUCUAAGAAGGAAACGUACUAUUUGGAUCACCUUGACUUUCUAGUUAUCCCAGUUUUCAAUCCCGAUGGUUACGUUCAUACAUGGAUGCAUGAUAGGCUGUGGCGUAAAAAUCGUCAAGAGACCAUUAUGCCUGGUUGUCCUGGCAUCGAUAUCGACCAUUCUUUCGAUUUCCACUGGGAGCCGACUGAUGAGUUUCCCUGCAGCGAGGAGUAUAGUGGUGAAAAGCCGUUUGAAGCUCUUGAAGCUCUAUCCUUAAACCACUAUCUAAACAUUACCAAAGGUGCCUAUAAGAUACACGGAUAUCUCGACUUUCAUUCCUAUUCUCAGGAGAUAUUGUAUCCUUAUGCUUAUUCGUGUGACGCACUUCCAAGGGAUUUUGAAAAUUUGUUAGAGCUUUCCUAUGGUCUAGCUAAAGCCAUUCGCAAUAAAUCUGGUAAAUAUUAUAAAGUUACACCUUCUUGCAAGGAUCGUGGUUCUGAUAUCAUACCUGGAAUGGGUGCUGGCUCGGCGCUGGACUUCAUGUAUCAUCACAGGGCUCACUGGGCAUUUCAACUGAAACUAAGAGACACCGGUAACAAAGGAUUUCUGUUACCUCCAAAACACAUCGUACCAACGGGUAAGGAGAUUUAUGCCGCUGUAAGAUAUUUCUGCUCUUUUAUAUUAGACCCCGAGCUCUGA
Zygotorulaspora mrakii is the source of this 1302-nucleotide messenger RNA. It is a transcript of the gene ECM14, whose product is annotated as putative metallocarboxypeptidase. Gene Ontology annotation, biological process: proteolysis. Gene Ontology annotation, molecular function: metallocarboxypeptidase activity; zinc ion binding. Bases 1 to 1302 code for a protein of 433 amino acids. The record is from RefSeq and is a predicted model, not a curated record. The transcript has a single exon. Lineage: Eukaryota; Fungi; Ascomycota; Saccharomycetes; Saccharomycetales; Saccharomycetaceae.